AUGGAAGAACUCGCGGAGUGUCUGGUUGAAGAAGAAUGGGAAGAAAUAAGCACUUCCGACGUGUUUCUUAGGAAUAAGCAAGUCCAUUUCUACGUACUUACCAAGAAUCUAUCUUUAGAAAAGUUGUCAUUACAAAAGCAAAACAGAGCAUCCACUUUGCGUGACACAUUCAACUUAUGCAGGUCCAAAUCACAACUGAUGAAGUUUUCAUUAUGUAAGGAGCAAUCACAAGAUUUACAUGAAUUUGUCAUUUUGUGCGUUACUUCCACAUUGUGGACACUUAGUGGGCAACCAGUCUAUUUGGACAAGUACAGGACAUUAUACAACAGAUUAUCGCCUUUGUUCUACAAAGCAUGCAUUUUGAGUCUAAAUGUUCCAGUUGGGAAAUUCGUUGCACUAAAGCUAGGACCUUAG
Messenger RNA from Sphenostylis stenocarpa, 414 nucleotides. The record is from the annotation of a GenBank genome assembly. Lineage: Eukaryota; Viridiplantae; Streptophyta; Magnoliopsida; Fabales; Fabaceae.